Molecule: messenger RNA, 933 nt
Organism: Candidozyma pseudohaemuli
Lineage: Eukaryota; Fungi; Ascomycota; Pichiomycetes; Serinales; Metschnikowiaceae
Exons: 1
Coding region: 1-933 (310 amino acids)
Biological process (GO): sterol biosynthetic process
Cellular component (GO): endoplasmic reticulum
Source: RefSeq, a predicted model, not a curated record
AUGGCCAGCCCUUUACGCAAGGACUUGCACAAGGUUUCUCCCAGUGUCUCAGGCACUUCAACUCCAAACAUGCAGAAGACGGACUCUGUGGUCAAUCUCACAAAGCCAUCGCUCUACGGCAUUUACAACACUUCGUCACUGAGCUUGAAUAAGGACAACGAAGAAGUGGAGGAGUACAUCGAAGGUAGCAAGCUACACAUCACUGCCAAAGAUGCCCACCCAGAGAGCUCCCAAUUGCAUCCUAAGCCACAUGUCACCAAGAGGACGCCGUUGCAGCUCGUGCUCUGGUUCAUCACACGCUUGGCUAUCGUUGCCUUUGCUGCAUUUCUGUAUAAUCAGGUUACCCAGAAGAUUCAUCUUACACACGUUGACGGGACUGGCAUUUUAAUCAACCAGUACUUGGAGAAGUUUGUUGAGGCUUGGAAACUGUACCAGGCUUGGGUGCACAAGUACGAUUUGGAGAUUGUGGACCGCAUUGUUGCUUGGUCGCUGGAGGGCUUCCUGUUGAGCAUAGUCGUGCCUGUUCUUGACAAGGUGCUUCCUAGCUUCUCCAGGAGACUCCUCCUGUCCAACCCCAAUCCAUAUCACAGAGGCAACUUGGCGAAUGACUUGAUUCGUUCUCUGAUUACCUUUUUGGGUAUUACCUACGCUAUUAGACACAUUGAGUGGAGCUCACUGCUUCAAAUGGCAAUGACAUGGUCGCUUGUUAACCCUGCAUUGUGGCUUUUGCUCGACGGAACGAUCAACGGGUUCCUUGCAUCCGCCACCGUUGCCUUUGUUGCAUCCGCCAUUAUCUACUACCAGAAUCAAGGUGUUGUUGUGUUGGAUCAGAACAGUCUAAUUACGAUCUUCUUGUACGUGGGAAGCUUCUUUUUCUGUGGUGUCAUCAUUUUCGGCAAGUUAGGCCGCUUUUUGUUUGGACCAAAAGUCUAA